This is a messenger RNA of Manihot esculenta (cassava), 1719 nucleotides long. Its product is annotated as cytochrome P450 CYP82D47. Lineage: Eukaryota; Viridiplantae; Streptophyta; Magnoliopsida; Malpighiales; Euphorbiaceae. The record is from RefSeq and is a predicted model, not a curated record. Gene Ontology annotation, biological process: defense response to other organism. The transcript has 2 exons. Gene Ontology annotation, molecular function: iron ion binding; heme binding; monooxygenase activity. The coding region runs from base 47 to 1609 and encodes 520 amino acids.
GGAUCAUCUCACUCUCUGUCUUUCCUGAAUCUAAUUAAGUGUUGAAAUGGAAUUUUUAUUUUCAUGUUUAAAUUCCAUCACAGCAGUAGUUAUUGCCAUAUUUCUCUUCGCCUGCUAUAUAAGAAGAAGUUUUACAGCCUCCGAGAAACCUCAACCUCCCAAAGCAGCUGGUGCCUGGCCCAUAAUUGGUCAUCUCCCUUUGUUAGCAGCAGGAUCCCAAGUUCCCCACAUCACUUUGGGAGAUUUAGCUGACAAGUGUGGACCAAUCUUCACCUUUCAGAUUGGGAUACACAAAGCCUUGGUGGUGAGCUCUUGGGAAGUGGCCAAGGAAAUUUUCACCAUAAACGAUUUAGCCGCCUCUGACCGCCCUAAUUUCACUGCUAUAAAGUACCUGGGCUACGAUGGUGUUAUGUUCGGCUUUGCUCCAUAUGGAGAUUACUGGCGUCAAAUGCGCAAGAUAGUAAACCUGGAACUAUUGUCUAGUCGCCAGAUUGAGUUACGUAAGAACGUUAUCAUGUCUGAAGUUGAAACCUCCAUAAAAGAGCUCCACAAGCUUUGGAAGGAGAAGAAGGAUGGCUCAAGCCACGUGUUAGUUGAUAUGAAACAGUGGUUUGGUGAUUUAAUUCUUAACUUGAUUCUUAGAAUUGUUGUAGGGAAGAGGCACCUUGAUGGUGAUAGAAAAGAAGUGGAGCGGCGCCGGAAGGCGAUGAGAGAUUUUUUUCACUUCUCGGGGUUGUAUGUUUUGAGGGAUGCAAUCCCUUUCCUUGGUUGGCUGGACGUUGGUGGACAUGAGAAAUGCAUUAAAAGAGCUGCUAAAGAGCUGGACGCGCUUGUCAGCGAGUGGUUAGAGGAGCAUCGGAAGAAGAGAGAUUCCGGUGACUUGGCUGAAAAUGAACAAGACUUCAUGGAUAUGAUGCUUUCGGUCCUUGAAGAUGCUCAUUUUGUAGGUCAUGAUUCUGAUACGAUCAACAAAUCUGCAUGCUUGAAUUUAAUUGCAGGAGGUAGCGACACCACUACAGUUACCCUGACAUGGAUAGUUUCAUUACUACUAAACAAUAGGCACACGCUGACGAAAGCACAAGAAGAAUUAGACAUGUUGGUUGGCAGAGAAAGGCUAGUGAAUGGAUCAGACAUUAGCAAAUUAAGUUAUCUCCAAGCCAUAAUCAAAGAAGCACUUCGACUAUAUCCACCAGCUCCGUUGUCAGGACCUCGAGAAAUUAGGGAGAGUUGCACCAUCAAUGGCUACCACGUAAAGAAAGGAACUUGGCUGAUUACAAAUCUCUGGAAGAUCCACAGAGACCCAUGCAUAUGGGCGAAUCCAUUGGAAUUUAAGCCUGAGAGAUUUCUUACUAGCCAUAAGGACAUUGAUGUUAGAGGCCAAAAUUUCGAGUUAAUCCCAUUCGGAAGUGGUAGAAGAGCCUGCCCUGGAAUAUCCUUUGGCCUCCAAAUGGUUCACAUAACAUUGGCUAGCUUUCUACAAGCUUUUGAGAUUUCAAAUCCCACAAGUGCACCUAUUGAUAUGACUGAGAGUCCAGGGUUAACAAACCUCAAAGCCACCCCACUUGAAAUUUUGCUUUCGCCUCGCUUUUCCUUUGAACAUCAUAUGUAAUUGGAGUAUGUAGUUUCAACCAACAAGUCUUGAAAUGAAUGGUUUAGCACUCUUAAAAAGAAUAAAAGCAAAUUAGUCCACUCAAUAUGGUGACAUUUAAGAAGAUGAUC